This is a messenger RNA of Alternaria novae-zelandiae, 1383 nucleotides long. RefSeq lists its product as uncharacterized. Gene Ontology annotation, cellular component: membrane; cytoplasm; intracellular membrane-bounded organelle. Gene Ontology annotation, biological process: sphingosine biosynthetic process. The transcript is spliced from 2 exons. The record is from RefSeq and is a predicted model, not a curated record. Bases 1 to 1383 code for a protein of 460 amino acids. NCBI's taxonomy places the organism in Eukaryota, Fungi, Ascomycota, Dothideomycetes, Pleosporales, Pleosporaceae.
AUGGCCGAACCGGAUGCAAAAGCCUCAGCUGCGGGCGAGGCUUCUGCCGGGCCCAGCAAACCGCAGAAGCCUCCGAAUCCCGUCUGGAGGAUGAUGGGCCUGCCAAACUUUCGCUUCAAGCUGCCGUCGCGCAAUUGGAUGAUUUUUCUUUCGAUUACUGGGUCUUGGACUGCGGCAGUCAUGUAUGAUCGGAGGCAAAAGAAGCGCAUACAGAAGAAGUGGGCGAAGGUUGUUGAGCACAUCGCACACGAGCCGUUGGACGUACACCAGCUGCCGAGGAGGCUUACUAUAUUUUUAUCUGCACCGCCGGCGGAUGGAAUAGUACCUGCACGCGAUCACUUCCACGAAUACGUCAAGCCCAUCCUUGUCGCAGCGGCGUUAGAUUGGGAUGCGGUCGAGGGCCGAAGGGAAGGAGACGUCAGAGCUGGGUUGGCAGAGCGGAUACGGAAGCUGAGGAAGAAGAGGGGAGAGGCGACUGCCGAGCCAUUAGAGCCAGGGCUUGAGGAGGAGUUGGAAGGACUAAGGCAAAGAGCUGGUGUGAGCCAGUGGAGUGGACCGGGAGGAGACAUCAUUAUCGGCAGACACACAUGGAAAGAAUAUGUUCGAGGACUACAUGAGGGUUGGCUGGGACCUCUGGACCCUCCGCCAUCAUCAGAACCGACGGUAGAGGUACCGGUUGCUGCGAUCGAACCCACACCUGCGUCAACCGAAACACCCUCUGACAGCACAACACCUGCCACGACCGACGAUGCAUCACCUACCGCUACACCCGAAACCCCAAAGACGGAAGACACUGAGAAGCCGAAGGAAGAGGAGAACAAGCCCAAGAAGAGGAAGCAACCACCACCAUUCAUCUCAACCGCUGAAUACCAUAACGCCGUACUCUCCCAAAACUGCCCACAAGCACUUGGUCCCGCCGCCGUAGUGCCUCUCCCCCAUCUUCUCGGAUUCUUCAACUUCCCCAUUCGCAUGUUCCGUUUCCUGAACAAGAGACAAGCGGCGGAUGAGAUUGGCCGGGAAACCGCUGCUGCUGUUCUGGGUGCAUACCGACCUUUCGAGACUGCAGGCGAAGCGUCUGUCACGAACGAGGAAGACGGACAAAGUCAGGCGCAGUGGGAGCAACAACGAUUACUUGCACACGAAGAACCAGACUGGUCCAAGACAGCACGAAAGCGCGAAGAAGGCGACACUAGGGAGAGGGUAUGGCUAGACGAGAUGGUGCUGGACCCCAGAAUCGCUGAGCGCAUGCGGAGGUUUGCAUUAGAUCGCGAAGUUGAAGAGCGCGCUAAGAGCAUGUCUCUCUCAAAAGAAGAAUCAUGGUUCAGCUCACUGUGGCCGAAAGAGAAGCCCAAGGGUGCUUGGGAAGGAUUGAGCGACGAUUAG